Molecule: messenger RNA, 1032 nt
Organism: Brettanomyces bruxellensis
Lineage: Eukaryota; Fungi; Ascomycota; Pichiomycetes; Pichiales; Pichiaceae
Exons: 1
Coding region: 1-1032 (343 amino acids)
Source: RefSeq, a predicted model, not a curated record
AUGGCGAAAGUACCCGGUUAUAAAAUCAUUCAUCUUGAAGGUAUAGGUGAAACAUGGAACGUCGACCAAUUAGAAAAAUUUACCAUAAUCAUGAAUAAGUGCCAAACUGUUCAUAAUAUACUAGGAUUUGUAAUUGAUCUCAAUGCAACAGAUUUUCAAAGUAACUCACUUCCCUAUCUCAAGGUCGCCGUACAUGAUAUGAAAAUCAAUUUACAAAAAAAGAAGAAGCACAAUCAAUUUGUCGGAUUUUACAUCGGAGACGAUGAUUUCAAUUAUGUUCUAACCAAAAGUGAGAUGCUGCUAUAUCUUCAAUGCAGCAAUCACAUGCCCCCGGACUUAUUUAUGACCAGAACGACAAUUAAGUCAGUCCAACAAAUAAAUGAAGAAUGUAAGAACUUUCCUACUGAACUACAAAAGUUGGAAAUAAAUACAUCAGUACUACCAUAUUCACCACGACCCGGUCGAUGCGACUGUAUAAUGACGUCUCUUUACUGCUAUUCUAACCCAGAAUCCAACAUUAAUUGGCAUACAAACAUGACAAUCCGCGAUAAAGUUUGCCAGGAGAUCGACUGCAGUUCGAUCGAGAAUCACGCUGAUACAGGACACUAUGGAAUAUUUGGAGGAUGCACAGAGGCCCAAAAGAACUCUAUUAUCCUCAAUCUUUAUUACACGUACCAUAAAAUGGAUCCCAAAUACUGCGAUCAUAAUGGUCUAGCACAAAUCCGAGAUUCGGAGCCACCUGCAUCAGACUUCAGAGACAUAAUAGACGUUGCGGGAAUAAAAUGUGGGGAGGAAAUACCAGAUGACUGGAGUAAUUAUGUCGUUGGAGUUAAGAAGCCGCAAGUGAAGCAUAACGUGUCAGAUUCCAUUGACAACGUGUAUGAACAGGAAGCAAUUGCUUUCACAAAUGGGGUAGCACGAUGUAAAAACAGCAUCAACAAACUCUUGGCUACCAGUAUAUUUAUUAUGUCAGCUCUGUAUAUGUUCUGUGCAGGUGGAAUGCGGCAGAUCUUUAUAACAGUUUAUAUCUAA